CUGGUCAUGAUGAGGGAGCUUCUUGCAUUCGCUGUUAUCCUUGUAACUGCUCUUGGUAAAGAGACAUUUGACCGGCAUCAGGUGCUUCGACUUGUUCCAAAGAAUGACACCCACCUGUCUCUUAUCAAGGAGCUGCACAACACGAUGGAGUAUGAGCUUGAUAUCUGGAGGGGAGUGACUGAUGUGGGCUCUCCUGUGGAUAUCAGAGUUCCAGUACAUAAAAUAAAGCUGGUCAAACGUUACCUGGAGACCAAGAACAUAAAGUUCUCCACCAUGAUUAAAGACCUGCAGGUGUUGUUGGAUAAGGAGCAGAAAGUGAUGGAGUCUGCUGCAGCUCGUGUCCCUGACCCCAAACACACUGACAACUUUGACUUUUCCAGGUACCACACCCUCAGUGAGGUUAAUCACAGUUUUCAGGACAUGCUGGUGGCUGAGAAUCCCAACUUGGUCAGCAAGAUAGUGAUAGGUCGGAGCUAUGAGGGCCGGUCCCUUAAUGUACUCAAGUUCAGCACUGGUGGAACCAACCGUCCUGCCAUCUGGAUCGAUACUGGGAUCCACUCCAGAGAGUGGGUCACCCAGGCCAGCGGGACAUGGUUUGCCAAGAAGAUUGUGACUGGUUUUAGAGGGGACCGUGCACUUACCGCCAUCCUCAAUCAGAUGGACAUCUUUCUGGAGAUUGUGACCAACCCUGAUGGAUAUGCCUACACCCACACCACUAACCGUCUGUGGCGUAAAACAAGGAAGCCUAAUCCUGGCUCCAGAUGUGUGGGUGUUGAUCCCAACAGGAAUUGGAAUGCUGGAUUUGGAGGACCUGGUUCCAGCAGCGACCCCUGUUCACAGACCUAUAGUGGACCCAGACCUGAGUCUGAGUCUGAGGUCAAAUCCAUUGUGAACUUUGUGAAUUCUCACAACAUUAAGGCCUUCAUCUCCAUCCACUCCUAUUCCCAGUUGCUCAUGUAUCCCUAUGGCUACACCAGGACUCCCAUCAAGGACCAGACUGAGCUGGACAACCUAGCACGACAGGCCAUCACUGACCUGGCCUCUCUGUAUGGUACUAGAUACAGAUUUGGCAGCAUCAUCAAAACCAUCUACCAAGCAAGUGGUGGGAGCAUUGACUGGGCCUAUAACAAGGGCAUCAAGUACUCCUACACCUUUGAGCUGAGGGACACCGGCCGCUACGGCUUCAUCUUGCCUGCCAAUCAGAUCAUCCCCACUGCUGAGGAGACAUGGCUGGCUCUGAUGACCAUCAUGGAUUACACGCUCAAGAACCCAUACUGAUCUGUGUGACUCAUGUAUGAAAGUGUGGGGAAUGUAACCACUUAAGCGUCAUCUUCAAGACUAAAAUCACACAUGUCAAAUUCAGUGGAUUUUUAGACAUUGUGAAAAUCACAAAGAAAUAAAUGAGCAUG
Archocentrus centrarchus (flier cichlid) is the source of this 1409-nucleotide messenger RNA. Its product is annotated as carboxypeptidase A1-like. NCBI's taxonomy places the organism in Eukaryota, Metazoa, Chordata, Actinopteri, Cichliformes, Cichlidae. The transcript is spliced from 11 exons. The record is from RefSeq and is a predicted model, not a curated record. The coding region runs from base 7 to 1278 and encodes 423 amino acids. Gene Ontology annotation, biological process: proteolysis. Gene Ontology annotation, molecular function: metallocarboxypeptidase activity; zinc ion binding.